ACUACUGAACAAAACGCCUUGAGCGGUAGGACCCAGAGGACCUUUAACGUCUACCAACACUCUUGGACAAGCGCACCUCAAGAGACCUCAGCCAAAAAGGGCGUAAGAACCUUUCCAGAGCGAUUCAGUCGCGCUCUACAGAAGCUUAACACUGAACCCAUUUAAAUUAGCUUCUGACACUAACAGGAAAGUGGAAUGGAUCUCCUUACCAAAACUUUUCAUAUAAGAGGUCUUAGCAACUUUUCUUUGUAACACUUGGCAUGACAAUGUUUCUUGCGACAACGCGUGGACAGUGAUUGAAGAGAAUCGUCCGGGAGCGCAAGAUGAGCGCAUCAGUAGCCGUAUAUAGGAAUAUCUACACGGAAGAUCAGUUCAGACAGUCGUAUGGUACUGAAGUUGCCCGCAGUGAGCGACUGCGGGACAAACUGGCCGAGAGAUGCAGGUGCUCCCGGGCGGCGUGGCUCCACCUGCUGAGAGAGCGGGUCCCGAUUUUCAGCUGGCUGCCCAAAUACAAGCUGAGAAAGUGGAUAUUAGGAGAUACAAUAGCAGGAUUAACUGUCGGUAUCCUUCACAUACCUCAAGGAAUGGCAUUUGCCCUGCUGACUUCAGUAGCCCCCAUCUACGGCCUCUACACCUCUUUCUUCCCUGUCAUCCUCUACAUGCUCUUUGGCACGGGUCACCAUGUCUCCACAGGUACCUUUGCGGUGCUGAGUCUAAUGACCGGCUCUGUGGUGGAGCAGCUGGUCCCUUCACCCCUGCAGCUGAACAGCAGCAGCACGGAAGAGGCAGACUUCGAGGCGCAGAGGAUCGGCGUGGCCUCCGCAAUCGCCUUCCUGUCUGGAGUUAUGAUGAUCUGUAUGUUUUGCCUGCAGCUGGGCUUUCUGUCUACGUACCUGUCAGAGCCCAUAGUUAAAGCCUUCACAAGUGCUGCUGCUUUCCAUGUCACCGUCUCCCAGCUACAGAGCAUGUUGGGACUCAGGCUGCCUCGCUUUACGGGCACCUUCUCUCUCUUCAAGACCCUGGCCUCCGUGCUGGAGAACCUGCCCCUGACCAACCUGGCGGAGCUGGUGAUCUCCCUUGUCUGCCUGGUUGUCCUCGUGCCGGUGAAGGAGGUGAACACGCGGUUCCGGCACCGCCUCCGCACACCCAUCCCAGUGGAGAUCCUCACUGUUAUCACCGCCACAGCAAUUGCUUAUGCUUUUUCAUUGGACUCAAGAUACGACAUCGAGAUAGUGGGAACCAUUCCAGCAGGUUUCCCGCAGCCUCAGCUGCCUGCUCUGGAUAAGCUUCCGCUGGUUGCUAGAGACACCGUCGCCAUAACCUUCGUGGGCUACGCUGUGUCCGUCUCACUGGCUAUGAUAUAUGCCGACAAGCAUGGAUACUCAAUACAUCCCAACCAGGAACUUCUGGCACAUGGAAUCUCCAACACUGUCUCCUCGCUUUUCACCUGCUUCCCUAGCUCAGCCACUCUGGCUACUACCAACAUCCUGGAGAGUGCAGGGGGAUAUACACAGCUGUCAGGCUUGUUCACUAGCAUGGUGGUGCUAAUUGUGUUGCUGUUAAUUGGCCCCCUCUUCCACUUCCUGCCAAAGGCAGUGCUUGCCUGCAUAAACGUCACCAGCUUGAGGCAAAUGUUCCUGCAGUUUAAGGAUCUGCCAGAUCUAUGGAGAAUAAGCAAGAUUGAUUUUGUGGUGUGGCUAGUGACCUGGUUGGCAGUGGUGGUCCUCAAUGUUGAUCUGGGUCUAGCUAUUGGUGUUGUCUUCUCCAUGGUGACAGUCAUCUGCCGGACGCAGAGGGCUGACUGCUCAGUGCUGGGAAGGGCUUCAAACACAGAGAUCUACAGGCCCAUUGAGAAUAACAACAAGUGCUGCGAGGUCCCCGGAGUGAAGAUCCUGACCUACAAUGGGCCCAUAUAUUAUGGAAACCGUAGUUUCUUCCGGGAGGCCAUGACUCGGCUGCUGAGCCUGACCCCGGAGAGGAUCCGAAGCAUAGAGAAAGCCAGGAAGGCUCGCGAGAGAAGGGACAGAGAUGCCAUCCCCACUGUGGAAAGCGGCGUGGCUAAUACAUCUUUUUCUUCUGAAAACGAAUUCUUCAAAUCAGACAAUGCAGCUGACAGUGAGGUUCAGGUGGCGCUCAUUGACUGCAGCAGUGUGAAUUUUGUUGAUGUUGCUGGAGCCAAGUUAUUCAUUCAGAUGUGUACUGAAUGCCAGAAGGUGGGGAUUCGCUUAUACCUGGCAAACUGUAAUGAGAGAGUGUUGAAGAUCCUGACCUCAAGUGGCCUGAUGAACUACAUGAAUCCUCAGCACAUUUUCGUUACGGUCCACGAUGCGGUGGUCUACAUUGAGCAGCAAAAGGUAAAAAGUCUUAUGGAUUUCUUCCUUAUUUUUCAGAAGACAUUAGGAGACGAUUAUGGAUUCUUUGCCUUCAAUUGAAAUGAAUAAUGAAAGAUUGCAUGUUCUACAAAAAUAUUUGCCAGACUGAACUGGACAUGCUUCUUUGGUAAAACUGAAAACAAAAUAUACCUGUAAUGGAUUUGGACAAAUGUGCAUACAGAGGUUGCAUGUGCACCCUGUGUUGAACAGGUUUUCUCCAGCUACCUCUGAAUUGCCCGUAGUGUAUGUGCCCUAGGUUGAACUGGAUCCUGUCUAGGAUGUGACACCCCUGCCUUGUGCCCUAUACUUUCUGGGAUAGGGCUCCCUGGGAUGGUAUAAGCAGUUAUGGAUAGAUGAGUGGAUUGGCUCUGGACAACAUGAUCAGUUAGCAGAGGUGAAAAUUUCAGGUCCAGAAAGUAAAAAUCCAGACCAAGAUUUUGUUUCAACCAACCAGUUGAGUGACUGUUGCUCAUUUGCACAAAGUAUAUGUAACCCUGUAACAUACUCUAGAGAAUACAUUCUAUGUGUUUCUCACGAGUACACAUUUACACCCAGUUGACUGCUGGGAUUGUUGAGACAGAGGCUGCUGGGAUUGCUGCACUGAGAGAGGGUGGUCUAUACGCUGUGUACAGUUGUGUGCGUGUUGCAGAGGUUGUUUGGGAUUGUUUGGGGUAUAUUUGUUUGUGUGUGUGUGUGUGUGUGUGUGUGUGCUCAUACAGUUUAUGUGGGUGGCUAUUUUUUUUACUUUGGUCUGCGUGUGCGCUUGUCUUUCCUUGUUAAUGAACAGUGCUAGUGUUACCAACAGCAAGUUGCAGCUGUGGGUGUAACAUACUUGGCAAAAUAAAGUGAUUCUGAU
This is a messenger RNA of Paramormyrops kingsleyae, 3228 nucleotides long. NCBI's taxonomy places the organism in Eukaryota, Metazoa, Chordata, Actinopteri, Osteoglossiformes, Mormyridae. The record is from RefSeq and is a predicted model, not a curated record.